UGGCUCAUGGAAUGGGCAAAAUUUCAGCCUGGUUCCUGAGAUGCGCGUAAACGACAUAUUUAAUUACAGUUAUUCCAUUAAUAAGGAUGAGAGCUAUUUCAAUUACUCUCUCCUAUGAUUCUUCCAUUAUAAGAGUAUUCGUGCUGGAUGUGUCAGGGCAGAUUAAGCAAAUGACAUGGCUUGAAUCCUCUCAACAAUGGAAUUUGUUUUGGGCUCAACCAAGAACGCAAUGUGAGGUUUAUGCUUACUGUGGGCCUUUUGGAAUCUGCGAUGACAGUGCAGUCGAUGGAUUUUGUGAAUGUUUGCCAGGUUUUGAACCUGCCUCCCCUAAUAACUGGAACUCGGACGAAGGGUGUGUGAGGAAAGCAGAUUUGCAGUGUGGCAAUACUACUCAUGCUAAUGGGGAGAGAGACCAGUUUCUCCAGGUGUCUAAUGUGAUACUACCGGAUUAUCCACUAACACUCCCAGCAAGGAGUGCCAAGGAGUGCAAGUCAGCUUGCCUAAAUAACUGCUCUUGCUCUGCUUAUGCCUACGACAGAGAGACGUGUACAGUAUGGAGUGGAGAUCUUCUAAAUUUGCGACAGCCAUCCGAUUACAACAGUAAUGGUCAAGAUUUCUAUCUCAAACUUGCUGCCCCUGAGCCAAAUGGGAGAGUUUCAAGCAGCAAGUGGAAGGUGUGGCUAAUUGUUACACUGGCCAUUUCCCUAACUUCAGCCUUUGUCAUUUGGGGGAUAUGGAGAAAGCUCCGAAGAAAAGGGGAAAAUUUGUUACUAUUUGAUUUAAGUAACAGCUCAGAAGAUACCAACUAUGAACUUAGUGAGACAAAUAAACUUUGGAGAGGCGAGAAGAAGGAAGUUGAUUUGCCAAUGUUCAGUUUUGCGAGUGUAUCUGCUGCUACUAAUAACUUCUCUAUUGAAAAUAAACUAGGAGAGGGCGGUUUUGGACCAGUUUACAAGGGAAAGUCACAAAAAGGAUACGAGGUAGCUGUGAAAAGGCUUUCAAAAAGAUCAAGACAGGGAUGGGAGGAGUUAAAGAAUGAAGCCAUGCUUAUAGCCAAGCUGCAACAUAAGAAUCUUGUGAAGCUGUUUGGCUGUUGCAUUGAGCAAGAUGAGAAGAUAUUGAUUUAUGAGUAUAUGCCCAACAAAAGCUUGGAUUUCUUCCUAUUUGAUCCUGCAAAACAUGGGAUUCUGAAUUGGAAGACACGGGUUCACAUCAUUGAAGGGGUUGCUCAGGGUCUUCUUUAUCUGCAUCAGUACUCCAGAUUGAGGAUUAUUCAUCGAGAUUUGAAGGCUAGCAACAUUCUUCUAGAUAAGGACAUGAAUCCUAAAAUAUCAGAUUUUGGAAUGGCAAGAAUAUUUGGGAGCAAUGAAUCAAAAGCAACAAAUCAUAUAGUUGGGACUUAUGGCUACAUGUCCCCUGAGUAUGCUUUGGAAGGCCUCUUUUCGACUAAAUCUGAUGUCUUUAGCUUCGGGGUCUUAUUACUAGAGAUUUUGAGUGGCAAGAAGAAUACUGGAUUUUACCAAAGUGACUCCCUCAAUCUUCUCGGAUAUGCAUGGGAUCUGUGGAAAGACAGCAGGGGACAGGAGUUGAUGGAUCCAGUGUUGGAAGAGACAUUGCCAAGACACAUUCUGUUGAAGUACAUCAAUAUAGGCCUUCUUUGUGUUCAAGAAAGUGCAGAUGACAGGCCUACCAUGUCUGAUGUUGUCUCAAUGCUUGGCAAUGAAAGUGUACGUUUACCCUCUCCAAAACAACCGGCAUUUUCAAAUCUGAGAAGUGGGGUGGAACCACAUAUAUUUCAAAACAGGCCUGAAAUUUGUUCCUUAAAUGGUGUGACACUUUCGAUUAUGGAAGCACGAUGCAUGGGAGGUUCCAAGACUUUGAGGGAAAGAAAAGCAGCAGAACCAGCUGGGGAAAAUCAGACAUGGUUGGCCAGAUGUGAUGAGGGAGCAGCAACACCACUCUUCAUCUUUGAACUAGAUUGUGAUGUAGACUUUGUUAUGGGUAACAUGAAAAUUUCAACCAGAAGGUGGUCUGCUAAUCUCGUUUUCUUGCUUAUUUCUUCAGGUUUUCACUGGCAAUUUGUUGAUGCAUUUACAGAUACAAUCUUACAAGGUCAAUCACUCACAACCUCUCAGACCAUCAUAUCUGCUGGUGGUAACUUUGAAUUAGGAUUCUUUUCUCCUGGAAAGUCCACAAAAUAUUAUGUGGGGAUAUGGUACAAGAAAUUCUCAGAGCAAACCAUUUUGUGGGUAGCUAACCGAGACUAUUCGUUCACAAAUCCAUCCGUGGUUCUUACUGUCAGCACAGAUGGCAACCUCGAGAUUUUGGAGGGGAAGAUUUCGUACAAGGUGACAAGCAUAUCAUCAAACAGCAACUCUAGUGCCACCCUGUUGGAUUCUGGAAAUCUUGUUUUGAAAAAUAAGAAGUCAGAUGUCUUAUGGGAGAGCUUUGACUAUCCAUCGCACACUUACCUGCCGGGGAUGAAGCUUGGGUACGACAAAAGGGCUGGAAAAACAUGGUCAUUGGUGUCAUGGAAGAGCGCAGAAGAUCCCAGUCCAGGAGAUUUCUCCCUGCAGCUCGACCCUAAUGGAACUAGCCAGAUUUUUGGCCUGCAAGGACCCAACAGGUAUUGGACUACUGGGGUGUGGGAUGGGCAGAUUUUCAGCCAGGUUCCUGAGAUGCGUUUGCCCGACAUGUAUAAGUGCAAUAUAUCCUUUAAUGAGAAUGAAAGCUAUUUCACUUUCUCUCUUCAUAAUCCCUCCAUUCUGAGCAGACUGGUGCUAGAUGUGUCAGGCCAGAUUAGGUCUCUGAAUUGGCAUGAAGGCACACAUGAAUGGGAUUUAUUUUGGCUUCAACCAAAAACACAGUGUGAGGUUUAUGCUUAUUGUAGGCCUUUCGGAACCUGCACUGGGGAUUCUGUUGAAUUUUGUGAAUGCUUGCCAGGUUUUGAACCUCGCUUCCCUGAAGACUGGAAUCUGCAAGACAGAUCUGGAGGGUGUGUGAGGAAAGCAGAUUUGCAGUGUGUCAACGAAAGCCAUGCUAAUGGGGAGCGAGACCAGUUUCUUUUGGUGUCUAACGUGAGACUGCCCAAGCAUCCAGUAACACUGCAAGCAAGGAGUGCUAUGGAGUGCGAAUCAAUUUGCCUGAAUCGCUGCUCUUGCUCUGCUUAUGCUUAUGAGGGAGAGUGUAGAAUAUGGGGUGGAGAUCUUGUAAACGUGGAGCAGCUACCAGAUGGUGACAGUAAUGCUAGAAGUUUCUAUAUCAAACUUGCUGCCUCUGAGCUAAAUAAGAGAGUUUCAAGCAGCAAGUGGAAGGUAUGGUUAAUUGUUACACUGGCCAGAUCUUUAACUUCAGUAUUUGUCAAUUAUGGGAUAUGGCGAAGGUUCCGAAGAAAAGCUGGGGAAGAUUUGUUAGUAUUUGAUUUCGGUAACAACUCAGAAGAUACCAACUAUGAGCUUGACGAGACAAAUAGACUUUGGAGGGGUGAGAAGAGGGAAGUUGAUUUGCCCAUGUUCAGUUUUGCGAGUGUAUCUGCUUCUACAAAUAACUUCUCUAUUGAAAAUAAACUAGGAGAGGGCGGUUUUGGAUCUGUUUACAAGGGAAAGUCACAAAGAGGAUAUGAAGUAGCUGUGAAAAGGCUCUCAAAAAGAUCUAAACAGGGAUGGGAGGAGUUAAAAAAUGAAGCCAUGCUUAUAGCCAAGCUGCAACACAAGAAUCUUGUGAAAGUUUUGGGAUACUGCAUCGAGCGGGAUGAGAAGAUGUUGAUUUAUGAGUAUAUGUCCAACAAAAGCUUGGAUUUCUUCCUCUUUGAUCUUGCAAAACGUGGGAUUCUAAAUUGGGAGACACGAGCUCACAUCAUUGAAGGGGUUGCUCAGGGACUUCUUUAUCUCCAUCAAUAUUCCAGAUUGAGAAUUAUUCAUCGAGAUUUGAAGGCUAGCAACAUUCUUCUGGAUAAGGACAUGAACCCUAAAAUAUCAUAUUUUGGAAUGGCAAGAAUUUUUGGAGGAAAUGAAUCAAAAGCAACAAAACAUAUAGUUGGGACUUGUGGCUAUAUGUCCCCCGAGUAUCUUUUGCGAGGUCUCUUUUCAACUAAAUCUGAUGUUUUUAGCUUCGGGGUCUUGUUACUAGAGAUUCUAAGUGGCAAGAAGAUUACCGAAUUUUAUCAUAGUGACUCACUCAAUCUUCUUGGAUAUGCAUGGGAUCUGUGGAAAAACAACAGAGGACAGGAGUUGAUUGAUCCAGUACCGAAUGAGAUAUCUUCGAGACAUAUUCUGUUAAGGUACAUCAAUGUAGCCCUUCUCUGUGUUCAAGAAAAUGCAGACGAUAGGCCCACCAUGUCCGAUGUUGUCUCCAUGCUUGGUAGGGAAAAUGUACUUUUAUCUUCUCCAAAUGAGCCGGCAUUCUCAUAUCUAAGGGGCGUGAAACCACAUGCAUCUCAAGAGAGGCCUGAAAUUUGUUCCUUAAAUGAUGUAACACUUUCAAGCAUGGGAGCACGGUAAGUGUUCUAAAUUUCAGAUUGCAUAUGCUUAAAUGUCUUCAGCAUAUUGUCUAGUAUUAUAUCGGCCAUCAAGUUGAUUGUUGAUGUAUUGAACGUGUGAACUUUUGUAUGUAUUUUUCUUUCAAUGCAGUUCAAUAAUGUGCUUAAUUUUACUCAA
This is a messenger RNA of Vitis riparia (riverbank grape), 4655 nucleotides long. RefSeq names its product G-type lectin S-receptor-like serine/threonine-protein kinase RKS1. Bases 87 to 4499 code for a protein of 1470 amino acids. NCBI's taxonomy places the organism in Eukaryota, Viridiplantae, Streptophyta, Magnoliopsida, Vitales, Vitaceae. The transcript has 16 exons. Gene Ontology annotation, molecular function: protein serine/threonine kinase activity; ATP binding. The record is from RefSeq and is a predicted model, not a curated record. Gene Ontology annotation, biological process: protein phosphorylation; recognition of pollen.